UCAAGAAACCAUUUGCCUAAAAAAGGAGAAAUAAAAAAAGGUUUUCUGACCUACUUACCCAUUUUUUAGGGACCUGAAACCGGACUAUCAUUAAACGUAUAUUUCGUAGUCAGACAGUAACUGUGAAAACAAUACACUUAAGUGUGUAACCAUACAUAUACGGUAUAAUUAGUCAUAUUUGUAAAGUUGCUACUUUGGAUUUGGCAAAACCCAUAAGUAGAUACGGGUAAUAAUAAGUGUGGUUCAUUAUAAUUUCACUCAGCCUAACAUAUAUAUUAAACUAACUUCAGCAUAUAAAGUGAUAUGAUCUAUCAAUGUAAGAUUAAUUGAUGAUGACCUGGAUAAAUAUGAUACGGACAUAAUGGGUUAAAUUGCAAUCCCUUUUCAGGAAUAAAUUCAAGCUGUGAUGGCUUCUGGUGGGAAUAAAAGCGACGCAGACUCACGAACGAGAGAUGAAAUUGCUGCCGUGAAGAACAAGUACAACGAUAUAGUGAAAGUUAUUUCCAACGUUGAUGAUGUGAUUUCCAUUAAAACCGCCGAAGUUGAUGUCUGUUGCAAAUUUCAUCUAACGGCUUCCUAUCCUGAUGUUGUUCCAAUCAUCACCACAGAGUCUUCGUAUCUUACCUCUGAAAAAACUCUGGAAUUGACAUCGUGUUUGAGGAACAAGGCGUCUACACUCUCAGGACAUAGACGUUUGUAUAUUUUAAUAGAGGAAUGUAAACAGUGGAUGGACGAUGAACUUUGUGAACAUUUUGCUCACGAUAGCAAACAUCAAGAUUCCAGUCACAAGGAGAAGAGAAAGAAAGCUAAAAAGAAAUCAAAGUCUAAACAAGAAGAAACGGAUAUGAAGGCAAAUAUUCAAAAUGAAGUUGACGUGAAACGCGAAUGCGCCGAGAUUCGACCGGUUGAAACUAUUAAAAGUGAAGCGGAUGGAUCUACAAAAUGGACUAAAGGCUUCAACUAUUUUAUCACCAUGCGUAUACAGGAUGCAGCAUUGUUGGAUGAGUUGGAAACGACAAAGGAUUGGAUAGAAACACGCUAUCCUCAGUAUCAGGGUUAUUUGAUGCCGAGGAAUAGAUUACAUCUUACUUUUGAAGUACUUCGGUUGGAGUCUGAGUCGGAUGAAAUAAAAUGUGCGCAGGCUUUUGAAUGUGUGAAAGACAAGUUAACUCUGCUAAUGAGAAAUUCUGGUGACCUUUUGUUUGAAGGGCUAACUCAUUUUCCUAAUUUCAAUAAGGUCAUUUUUGCGGAGGUUAUGUAUCCGUCCAGUUUGAAUCAGCUUAUAAAAGCCAUUCGCGACGUCCUUUGGGAGGCGGGAAUUAAGAUUGAGUCUAAGCGUUUUGUUGCUCAUCUUUCAUUGUAUAGAGUAAGUAAAACGGAGUAUCAUUCUAAAGAUUGGCCAAGAGCUCCUCUUCAAUUGUGCAAAUACGACGGUGUUAUUUUUGGAUCACAAAAAGUAGAUAACCUUCAUGUUUGUGAGAUGGGAAGCUGUGCGACAGAUGACGAGAACGUCAGUGGUAUUCCGUUUUAUAGAAGUAUAUGGAAAUUGGAAAUAUGACAACGUGAGGUGUUUUUCCAUUGCAACUACGAAGCAACCGCACAUGCAAAAGGAACACUAGUACCUGCAGCGUUAUGAAACAAAUCUUGACUAAAUGCGAAUUUGUUAACUCCAAUCAAUGCAUAUAUGAUAAAUGAUUAUUACAUGUUUAUAGAUUGCAAGUUUUUGCAAAUAUUAAUAUAGUACGUCAUUAUUGAUGGAUUUCAACUUAUGACGUAACCGUGCUUUAAUGAAAAUUGAUUUGAAAAUUCUACAGAACAAGGGACGUUUUUGUCAAACAUUAUCCACUCUAAGUGUCGCUUUGACAUAAACAUGUUGGAUAAAUAAGCACAAGUGAAUAAAUGUUUUGUUAAUUUAGAAAACAAUGCACUGAUUAUAAAUGGUUGCACAAAUUGUAUGUGAAAUUAAAAAUGUUCGCAUGAGACUGUUGACCUUCAGCUAUGUUUUCGUACGACUGUUGUCCGAGAUCUUGAACUACGAAACUUGUGACACUAAAAACUAAUUGACCAUCUUCUGGUCAAAUAUAACAUAUCAAGAUUUAUUGCACUUAGUUAAACUGUUUUCGAGUUAUUGUGUGAACAUGCCUUGGUCUGCAGACUGACCGACCAAACGACCGUCAUUUGCCAACCUAUAUGCCCCUUUUUUAAAAGGGUGCAUAUACACUUAUUGAUAAAUCGCACUUUAAUAGCUCACGUCUGACAAGACAACAAUUCAUUUCAGAAAUGAAUGCAUAAAUAAAGAUAUAAGAUAUAUACCAACGGAAA
This is a messenger RNA of Mya arenaria, 2322 nucleotides long. RefSeq lists its product as uncharacterized. NCBI's taxonomy places the organism in Eukaryota, Metazoa, Mollusca, Bivalvia, Myida, Myidae. The coding region runs from base 407 to 1558 and encodes 383 amino acids. Gene Ontology annotation, cellular component: cytosol. Gene Ontology annotation, molecular function: protein kinase A regulatory subunit binding. The record is from RefSeq and is a predicted model, not a curated record. The transcript has 3 exons.